Vicia villosa (hairy vetch) is the source of this 885-nucleotide messenger RNA. RefSeq lists its product as uncharacterized. The record is from RefSeq and is a predicted model, not a curated record. The transcript is spliced from 2 exons. Bases 175 to 774 code for a protein of 199 amino acids. Lineage: Eukaryota; Viridiplantae; Streptophyta; Magnoliopsida; Fabales; Fabaceae.
GUAGGUAGGUUCAUUGAUAAUAGAGUAUGGUUGUUGUGAGUUUUCAAUGAAGUAAAUAUCUCUCAUUUUACUAUUUCUUUUGUAUUCCGAACAGAAAACGUAACUCUUUCUCUUCAGUCAUUGCUUCUUCUCUCAAAUCCAGCACACCCUUAACCUAGCUUUCAUCUCUCACAAAUGGAAUCCACCGCUGCCGCAACCUCUCCAAGCACUGUUAAGGAAUCCACCGCCAUCACCGUUGUUGCAACCUCUCCAAGCACUACUGUUAAGGAUCGUAAACGCAAAGGUGAAAUUAUGUUAUCAUCAAUCACGGAGUUAGACAUAAUCCAGACACACCCACUAGCCUCACUCGCCGCCCUGGGAAUCUGCUUCUUCACGUGGUCCUAUCAUCUUAACAACAAGGCAUACUUCUCGGUCUGCAAGCCACCCAGGUUCCUCAACUCCCGAUACCUCUUCGCCUAUGUGGUCUUCUCCCUCGCCUCCUUUCUAGUCACAACCCUGGUCAAUCUCCUGCUCAGACGAGCAAUUCGUCUCGGUUCCAAUGGUGCAGUGUACAUCAACAGAUACACUCUUUCUAUUGGUAAGCUGCUUUCCGGUUUUGGAUUUCUUGGAUUCUGUUUUCCCAUGCUGUCGUUUCUCACUCUCCUUCAGAUUACGCCUCCCUGUGUUCGUGGUGAUUCCGUUGAUGCUUACAUUGUUAUGUUUCUCGUCAUUGUGCCUACCUUGUCUGUUCUUUACAUUGCUCAUGGUCUGUACUACAUUUGGAAGUUGUUUUAAUUUACAUUUUGUAUUGCUAUUAUUGCUACUCAAAUCAUGUUUUGUUGUUUGUUAAUCUUGUUGUUUUGUUAUUUGAAGAGAUGUCUCUGUCUUAUCUUUGUAUUAAUUAAC